Molecule: messenger RNA, 2763 nt
Organism: Tremella mesenterica DSM 1558
Lineage: Eukaryota; Fungi; Basidiomycota; Tremellomycetes; Tremellales; Tremellaceae
Exons: 4
Coding region: 1-2763 (920 amino acids)
Biological process (GO): aggrephagy; endosome organization; mitophagy
Cellular component (GO): aggresome; amphisome
Molecular function (GO): zinc ion binding; K63-linked polyubiquitin modification-dependent protein binding; protein kinase C binding
Source: RefSeq, a predicted model, not a curated record
AUGCCCGCUCACAUAAUCUCUGGUCGACCUGACCGGCCCAUCACCUUUAGGUGCGCCUACGAGUCCACCACCAGGCGUGUCACCUUUCCUUCUGCUCAGACCACUCGCUUUGAAUCUCUCCGGAACAGGGUCGAAGAAUGCUUUCAUCUCUCCGCCUCUCCCUUCUACUUCACCUACACGGACGAUGACGGUGAAGAGUUUGCCAUACGGACCGACACCGACCUUACAGAAGCCAUCGCCUAUUUUGUCUCUGGCGACGACCAUGCUGGCUCCGUCUACUCGAAUACUGGGUCUAUUACGAGAGUUCCUUCUCAAAAGAUCACCGUCCGUUUAGACGUAGCGGUAGAGUAUGAUGGUCCGAGUUUGAGUGAUGUCUCUUCCAUCAUCAGCGGUCGCAGCGGACAUGGGAGCUACGAAAAUGCCAGUCAACAUAGUUGGCUCAGCAGUACUCAAUCAAGUGCCUAUACCGCUCAUUCUCGAGGUAGUGGCGAUGUUAUCGGCGUCAUUGAAGAAGAGGUAGAGAGCUCAUCGAGGAGCGGUGCGACAUCGUCGACGCAAGGUGAAAACCCUAUAGCACGACAGCUGAACGGUCUUAGCCUGAACCCGGCGCUCCCAGUCCCGGAGGACAGAGAAGGUGCCUCGAUCCGUGAACCCCCAAUCUUGUCCGGUCCAGAGAGCGAUCCAGCGCCUCCAUUGUUGACUCAUUCUGAGUUGGGAAGUAGAUGGCUAAGGGAACAAAGUCGUCUGGCUCGACGACAAGCCCCUCGCUCAAGAGUCAACGGUAGUGGUAGACGGUAUGGCAGUGAUGAGGAGAGCUUCGGGAGUGAUGAUGAGUCUCCUGGGGUUAUAGCUCUCCAGAGGAACGCUAAAGGCAGUAGGUUCUUGUCUUUUCAUCCUACAUUAUUAGCUCACUUUUCAGGAUACUAUUACUCGUACUCGACGGAAGACUCUUCCACCGAAUCCACCUCUGAUGGCGAUGCCGAUGAUCCAUUUUCCACUUCUCGAGUUCUCACUCCCAGUGCCUCCACAUCUUCUCCCCCCGGCUCGGCCUUCUCGUCGGAACCUGUGAGAGUCGCUGAACCCACUGGUCCCCCCAUCUUGGCACCUGACUGUUCGGCUUGCGGGGUACGCUUGGAAUACAUCCGAUAUGUUUGUUCGACCUGCGGUGAAGGUCAAAUGUGGAAGGAGAAUGCACCUGGCAAAUCACCUUUUGUCCCACCGACGCCACCAGUACUUAGCAUAAGCGACGGUAGUGAGGGGUCCACCGAGACAGAUAGGACGGGUAACGAUUCCACUGGCUCUCGAACAGUAUAUCAAACGACGGCUCAGCCGAGACAGAGGAGUAAUUCUUUAUCAACUCAAGCAUCACAUUCCCCUCCCGGAUCGGAUGCCGGUGAUCUCUCUCAGCCUGUAGGAUAUGAGCUUUGCUCGACAUGCAUCGAAACUCAUGGCGUGGUGCAUGCCAAAGCCGCACCCAAGGCUGGAAGUUUGAAUGGCUCUCGUCUUCGAUCAGGGACAAAACUUCGACAUACUUUCCGAGAAAAGAUUUGGACCGCAGAGGGAUGGUCGGAUGUGGAGUACAACGAAGAUAGCGAGUGUACCAUGUGUCGAACUCCACUCAUCACCGAUCGAUUCAAAUGCGUUUCUUGUUCCAAAUUCGACCUCUGCCGUUCGUGUCAUCAGAAGGUUGGCGAAAUACAUCCUGCACAUGUAUUUCUCUCUCUCCCCGAUAAAUCCCUCCCUAAUGCUGAGUCGUCAACGUCUUAUCCUCCGCAAGUGGAUAUCAGGAAUCAAGAUCCAGUCAAUGUCGCUUCAUCCAAACUGGUGCGUCAUCCAGGGGCGUUCUGUCACAAUUGUCUUCAAGAUAUCGUCGGUCCCAGAUUUCAUUGUGCGGUGUGUCCCUCAUGGGACUUGUGUAUUCAAUGCGAAGGAGUGGUGACCGUUGGACAUGGUGGUCAUACGGCUGAUCAUAUCAUGAUGAAAAUCCCUCUUCCUUUAGCAUCAUCAGAGGUGGAAGCAGUGAGUAGACGGGCGAGGGAUAGAUGGUUCCAACAAGAUUCAUCUGCUGUAGCUGCGCAAAGAUCUGACUCGACAACGUCAACUUCUUCAAGAUCACCUUCACCGACAAAUGAGACAGUCUACGGAGGGAUUUCAAACAAUGUGAUGGAUAGGAAUGGCCUCAGUGGACUGAACGGUAACGAAGGGAGAUCUUCCGCAAGAGAUGUAUUAGAUCAUGGGUGUAGAUGUAGUAAUUGUAACGAAUGGAUCUUGGGAAGAAGAUAUCAAUGUGCCAAUUGUCCAUCUGAACCAAUGUCUUUCAACCUAUGUUCAAUAUGUGAACUUCGCUCUUACAGAGUUCAUGACCCUUUUCACGUAUUCUUCAAAUUUGAUCGUCCCGUUCAUUUCCCCCUGACUUCUCCACGACCUCUUCUUCCAAGAUUGUACAAAUCUCGUGUGGGUGACGUUCCAUCAGGAUCAGUCAUAGAUCCUCAUGAUCCCACUUCGUACCUUCGUCACUUGGUACAUAAAGAGACAUUAUGCGAUAUACAUUCUGAUCAAAUAAGAGGUAUAUGGCUUCGAUGUGCUCAUUGUGCCGCAGGGUUCGACAUGUGUCAAGAAGCAGAAGGGAAUGCGGAUCAUGAUCCUACUCACGUGUUCGUCGUGUUCAAAGCCAGGGUCGACAUGGCGGCUUUUCGUAUCCUCUGCGAUCUCGGAGCGAGACAUAGUAAACCUCUUCUCACCCAACGGGUCUAUCUCAGUUAA